Lytechinus variegatus (green sea urchin) is the source of this 8369-nucleotide messenger RNA. RefSeq names its product plasma membrane calcium-transporting ATPase 4-like. The record is from RefSeq and is a predicted model, not a curated record. Gene Ontology annotation, molecular function: P-type calcium transporter activity; ATP hydrolysis activity; ATP binding. Gene Ontology annotation, cellular component: intracellular membrane-bounded organelle; membrane. Gene Ontology annotation, biological process: calcium ion transmembrane transport; regulation of cytosolic calcium ion concentration. NCBI's taxonomy places the organism in Eukaryota, Metazoa, Echinodermata, Echinoidea, Temnopleuroida, Toxopneustidae. The transcript has 14 exons. The coding region runs from base 60 to 2768 and encodes 902 amino acids.
AAAUAUUCAUCUGCCCUUGUCACAAUACAGGAACUCAUGUCUUGGAAGGUAGUGGGAAAAUGGUCGUCACGGCUGUAGGUCUCAACUCACAGACUGGACAGAUCUUCUCCCUCUUGCUUGAUGUCAAAGGUCAACGAGGCCAGAAACUGGAGAUGGAGGAAGCAGCCAUUGGCAAUAAUGACACUAAUAAUGUGCCAGUUGAUGGUAAGGCUGCUGAUGGCAACCUUGAUACAGAAGUUCCAGACACCACACCAGGGGAGGCCCCUCACGCUGGCAAGAAAAAGAUGGUCAUUCCAGAGAGGGAUGAGGGCAUGUCAGAGGGGAAAUCAGUGCUGCAGGGCAAGCUCACCAAAUUGGCCAUCCAAAUUGGAUAUGCAGGUUGUACUGUUGCCGUCGUGACCACAUUGGUCUUAAUUAUCCGAUUUUGUAUCGUGGAAUAUGGUAUUCACAAGCAAAGCUGGGACAACAGUCACCUACAGGAGUUUGUAGAUUUCUUCAUCAUUGGUGUGACUGUGUUAGUGGUAGCUGUUCCUGAGGGUCUCCCCUUGGCUGUCACUAUUUCAUUGGCAUAUUCUGUCAAGAAAAUGUUGCACGAUAACAACUUGGUUAGGCAUCUGGAUGCCUGUGAGACAAUGGGUAACGCCACAGCCAUCUGUUCCGAUAAGACUGGUACUCUGACCACCAACAGAAUGACCGUUGUUAAGAGCUACAUCGGACAGAAGAUGUACAUAGAGACACCAGGUAACAGUGACAUCGACAGUGAGGCCAGACAUCUCCUGGUGGAAGGAAUCUCAGUCAACAGCAGCUACUCGUCUAGGAUUCUACCUGCAGAACAUCAGGGUGAAAUGCCUCGUCAAGUUGGCAAUAAGACAGAGUGCGCCCUCUUGGGUUUCGUCCUAGAUCUUCAUGAAGAGUACCAGCUUUCGAGGGAUAGAUGGCCAGUAGAGAAGUAUGCCUGUGUAUACACCUUCAACUCGGCCAGAAAGUCCAUGAGUACAGCCAUCCCUCUUGCAGAAGGUGGCUUCAGGCUAUACUCCAAAGGUGCUUCAGAGAUCAUGCUAUCAAAGUGUGAAUACAUCCUGGAUGAGUCUGGUCAGGCACAACCGUUCCCUGCCAGUGAAAAGGAGAAGGUUGUGAAGGAGGUGAUUGAGAAGUGGGCUAUGGAAGGUCUUAGGACUCUAUGUUUAGCCUACAAGGAUAUCACCAGGGACAAACCUACACCUCAGUGGGAGAUGGAGAGUACCGUAGUCAAGGAACUCACCUGUAUUGCUCUGGUUGGCAUCGAGGAUCCAGUCAGGAAUGAGGUUCCACCAGCUAUUGCAGACUGCCAGAGUGCAGGAAUCACAGUCCGUAUGGUGACUGGUGAUAAUGUGAAUACAGCACGCUCCAUUGCCGUUAAGUGUGGCAUCCUGAAGCCAGGAGAUGAUUUCCUGGUGCUUGAAGGACGGGAGUUCAACAAGAGAAUCACAGAAAAUGGAGUCAUCAAGCAGCAUCUGUUAGAUAAGAUCUGGCCCAAACUGAGGGUGUUGGCCCGCUCCUCACCUACAGACAAGCACACCUUGGUCAAAGGCAUCAUUGACAGUAAGCUAACGGCCAACAGGGAGGUAGUAGCGGUCACAGGGGAUGGAACCAACGAUGCACCAGCUCUCAAGAAAGCAGAUGUAGGAUUUGCCAUGGGUUUGGCUGGCACCGAUGUAGCCAAGGAAGCGUCUGAUAUCAUCUUAACAGAUGACAACUUCACCAGCAUUGUCAAGGCUGUUAUGUGGGGGCGUAAUGUCUACGACUCCAUUGCCAAAUUCCUCCAAUUUCAACUUACUGUCAAUUUAGUCGCUGUUACAGUAGCGUUCGUUGGAGCAUGCACAAUCAAUGAUAGUCCUCUGCGUGCUAUUCAAAUGUUGUGGGUUAAUCUCAUCAUGGAUUCAUUCGCCUCAUUGGCUCUGGCCACAGAGAUGCCCACUAACAGCUUACUCAAGCGCAGGCCCUAUGGUCGUACCAAGCCCCUUAUAUCUAGAAUUAUGAUGAGGAAUAUUAUAGGUCAUGCUGCCUUCCAGAUUGUUAUAAUAUUUACUAUUCUAUAUGCAGGUCCACAGAUAUUUGAUAUAGAUGAUGGUUCGCAAGAGGGUCCUUCUGGAGCACCCACACAUCAUUUUACCAUUAUCUUCAACACCUUUGUACUAAUGCAAAUUUUCAAUGAAAUCAACUCGCGCAAAGUUCACGGCGAGCGUAACGUCUUCAAUAAUAUCCACACCAAUCCCAUUUUCCUCAUAGUUAUCAUUGGCACCUUAAUCACUCAAGUAAUAUUAAUACAGUUUGGUAGCAUAGUGUUCAGCUCAACAGGCUUGACCCUGGAUGAGUGGAUGUGGUGUUUCUUCUUGGGUAUCUCCUCAUUGAUCUGGCAGCAGGUCAUCGCCUACAUCCCCACCAGGCAGCUACCCCGUAUCUGUGCGGUGGGUCGCAGCAGUGAGCCGGAGACACUGCCCACCAUCACGCCAGUGGAUGAAGACCAUCCGGACAGGGUGGACCAUAAACGAGCACAGAUCCUGUGGAUGCGGGGGCUGACAAGACUUCAGCAACAGAUCCGUGUUGUGCACGCUUUCCAGUCAGGUCUCCAGCACCGUAUCGAGCGCAAGAGCCUGAGUAACUCGGUCCACGAGUUCAUGGCCCCUGAGAACAGCUAUGACAUUGAGACGACGAAGCAGAAUGAAGACGCCGCCCCCAUGGUGUCCUUCAGCACGGGUACUGGAACGAGCUAUGAGACCCAGUUAUAAGGGAGCUAGCCGUGCUGUCAAGGUGGAAUUACACAGGAUGAGCAGCUUGUGAAAAUGAGACACAGCAUCGAAAGUGAGAUGCAAACCUGUACAAGGUUGAGCAUCAUCUAGUGCAGUCGCACUAGCAAGGGACAAUAAUGCAAAGGUUUAGUGGACCACAGAGAUUAAGUACAAUAAGUCAGGAUGGCAAAGGUAGACAACUCAUGACAUCUUGCUGAUGACUUGUCCAGUGUGCCGAUGGUGGUGGUGGUGGUGGUGGAGAUACACUGUUUCCUGUAAAAUUAUAUAUCCAACAUUCAGUGUGCACUAUGGUAGCAGGUUUUCUAGUAUCUUUUCCUCUGUUCAUCAACUUUGCUUUGAUGACUUAAUAGUGUUUGUGAACCAGAGAUUAGAGUAGGGCAGUACGGUAUUGGAUGAAUGGGUGAUUUCAAGUUCGGUGUUGACCUUUUGGUGUUUGGCCAAUCUUUGUAUCAGCACAACACUAAACUUUGAAUGAAGCUAGUCUUGGGUCACAUCUCACUAGGUAAGGUGUUGAGCUAUAAAUAAUGUGACAUGGAUCAUUUUGUAAACUUACAUUAAGUGUUGGAGCUAGGGAAGGCUGUGUUGAUACUGCUUUCCACAUGAGCACUGAACUUGACAUCACCCAGUGUCAAGGAGUGGGCAUGGUCAAUGAUGAAGGUAUUUGACGCAACCCUAGUUGCCGUGUAUGUUCAUGUCAGUACAUAAACAUUUUGAUAUAAAAGUGGAAGCAUCUAUCAGGUCAAUAGUGUAAAUGUGUUAGUUUAUAAUAAACAUGACUAUAUAUACUUGAAUCUUAUAUAAAAACAGUAGCAAAUGAGUCACUUAUUAAGAAGUGAGUUUGAUGUUAUUCUGAUUAUUUAUAACCUGAUUCAAAAGAAAACAAACUCCAAGGGGUGUGUGUAAGAAUUACUUUACAGUCUCUUUUCAUUCUGGAUAUUGCCAUGGUGUGUAUCUGUGUAUAUAGUGUGUACAUAUAUACUGCCUCCUUAGCAAGAAUUAACAUAAGAAUAAAAAAUAUCACAAAUGUGAAAGCUCUAGAUGUCGUGCAGUAGCAUCAAUGUGCAUUAAAGUUGAGUCUUGUAUUUGUCAUGUACUUGGUGUAUUACAAAACAUUGAAGGAACACAGUGAAACAUGAAUCUAAUAUGUUGUCUUUCAUGAUAAUCUUUUGAAGUAAUAGUUCUUAUGUGUGAUCAUUCCCUAUUUUAGACAUUUUUCUUUUGAUUAUCAGUUUCAUUUUUUUUUCUGGUAGUGUUGUUGAGAAAAUUAGAGACUCCAGUCUUGGAUGAGAGCCAAGUAUAAAUCGACUCAAAUAGCAUGUAUGAAAGACUUAGUGUAAAAUUGUUUUCUAUACUGUCUUAUGUCAUUUGUUAUUUGAAGAAAAGACAGUAUUUGUUGCUUCUUUUAUUUCAUGCUUAUUUCCAUAUGACAGUGAAUGGAUGACCUUUGAUACUUGGUAGAUUUGUAUAUACAUGAAAGAACAAUGAAGAUUCUGUUGAAUGCAAUGUAAAUUCAAUGUUUUUAUACUCGUUCUGAUUUUUACCAAGCACUCCUUCACUACAUACGCAGGAGUACACGUAAGCUCACCUUUUUGCAUAAAAGCACAAGCUUGUAGAUAGCCAAUCUUUUGAAUUAAGAAAAAAUGUUACCUCUGAUAUGAAAAUAAGAUGUGAAUAACUCAAUACCUCUGUCCAGAUAGUGGUAUGUUCCAUGGCAGAUGUUGACUCACAUGUGUUAAUAUUUCUAUUACGUUGUAUAUGUGGCAAGUAACCCUGCCUGCAAGACUCUUGCAGAAGUCGGUAUUAAACACUCCCUCUCAUUGGUGUUGUGUACAUCAAAGCUCCAAUUUACCCUGAUAUGGCCCUGUGUUACAUGUCCUGAUGCCAGCCUUUGGGACUGUUUGUGGCAUCUUAAGAGGGUAUUGGAGUAUUAGUGUUCUCCAUGUCUUUACACUGGGAGUGUUAAACACAAGAACAAUUAAUGUGGAAUUAAAGUUCAACUCAAGUUUGAGGUAUGUGCCCUUCCUUAUGUCAGUGGAACUAAAACACAACCAGCAAAAAUGUCUUGAGGAUUUUUUUUUCUCAUUUCUAAUUGGAUUGAAAAAUAUUCACUUGGGUCCUUCUUUUAUUGACUCCUUUGCUAUCUGUACAAAUAUGCACCCCUUAAAAUUAUGUAUCAAAAAUUGUUUGAAAUAUACAUUCAUUAAAAAUAAUGACAUGUGUGAGAUUUGAAGCUGACAUGUGUUUGUUGACUGACAGUAAUAAUAUAUGAUUUAUACUUAAAUUGUUCUAUACUCUUGAUAAUAAUGUUACAAAGAAAUGUGUAAAUAUAUUUAUAUGUAUUCCAAGAAUUUUUGUGUAUGUAAAUGAAGCUGGGAAACCAAGAGAUGGCAUAUACAGUUGGGAUUGAUGCAUCAUAAAGUUUCAGCUAAAUAAGGAGAUCAUAAACUUUACACUAUAAAUCAUGGCUACUUUUUUAAAAUAUAUGUUCCUGCAAUGAAGCAAGAACAUCUACGAGAUAUAAUUACAAAAUAUGAACUUUCGUUCUCAGAAGUAAAAAAAAAAACAUUUUUUUUUUCAUCAGAAUUGAUAGAUUGUGAAGAAUAUCCUGAUUGAUUUUUUUACUUGUCGAUAUGGGGCAUUUUUUCAUUCAAUAUUUUUAUUCUUCAAAAUUGUAUAAAUUGUUUGACCAGGAAAUGAGGGGUGCCACUGGGAGAAGUGAUCUGUAUCUGUAUUGGUGAAUAUCAUAAUUCAAUUUUAUUUCAUGCACUCAUUUGAAAAUAAUACAAUCUCGUGUUGGUCUAUUUUGAAUAAUGAUUUUGCUUGAUAAAUGUGGCUUGAAUAGUACUGUUGAGAUACACAAGUUUAAUGUCAUACCAUAAGUUUUGAGUGUGUGAUAUUAUAAUAUGUUGAAGAAGAAAUAGAGACGUUUUUAAAGCAUAAGCUGUGUGUUCAUUUCAUUUCUUACUAGGAGAAGAACAGCACAUGGUAGUUAAUUUAUUUACUGAGCUUGUGAAUGUGUAUUAUUUCAGAUUAUUAGAGUGUAUAAACAGUUUUAGGAAAGGUAUGCACAUUUUCCAUUAUGUUUUGAAUCAAAGCUAAAGGACUCUCCUUCUCUUUCAUUUAGACAUCUCUUUCUAACAUUAAUUCUCAUAUAAAUUCAGUAUUGGUAUUCAUAAAGAUAUAUUCAAUACCCUACCCUUAUAUACACACACAGUUCUUUUGUUAUGAAAUAGGAACCAUUAUGCAGACUUGCUCCUUUUUUAAUUUAUGAUUGCCAUGAUUUUUUUUUAUAUUAAUCCAAAGGUAUUUGCAAUUCCAUAUUUAUGAGAUAUGCAGCUAUAACACCAAUAUUGGAUCAGAAUGGGGUAGAAACUUCCACUCCAAUGACUAUUACUGAUAAUUAAAAUGAAUAGUCAGAGUCCUAUAAUGUCUUAAUGUUACCGUACACAGAAAUAAGGACAAUUUUAUGAAAGAGCCUCCUCAUCUUUCUAGUUUUACCCUGCUGAUCUAUAUUUCAUUACAAUUUUUCUCUCUCUCUUAUUUCUUGCUCACAUCCCAUUUCUUUGUCUCGAUGUUCCUAAAGUGAGAUUUGAAAAGAUGCAAACCAUUUAUUCUUUCAUUAUGAUGAUCAUUGAAAGGAGCUGCAGAUAACCUCUUCAGCUUUGGUUGAUUUCUCAAAACCUUGUCUUUAUUUUCUCGCUUAUUUUUCAUUUGUUCUCAUCGUUAGAGAUGGCUUGUAUUCUGUGCAUGAUCUCACCGAAGUGCUGACCAUUUUAUAUAUAUAUAUUUAAGGAAUAAAAGAAAGAGAUGAGAGUUAUGUUUUGUAAUGCUUUUAUUGAUUAUUUUUUUCUGACGUGGUUAAAUUCAGUGAUUCAAUUUAUUGUCAAUAAAUCUAAAACUACUUAAGUUGCAAAUUUGAUUUUGCAUAAAUUUGCGCAAUCAUUUACUUUUGUUGUCAUGUGUAGAUUGUUCAUGGAUUUGUUGAUUUUGGAAGGUAAUUUUUGAGGAGAGAGAAAACAUGCCAUGACAACCAAACUUUGUAUCUCAGAAUGACAUAUUUUGCUGCUGUAUUGGUUCUUGUGUGUAUUUUUGUUUUGGAAUGUUUGUACGUGGUAGGCAAAUUCUAUCAGACCUGUCAAACUUUUAUGUACAUGUAUUCUGUAUUGUAUCCCGAAGGAAAGGGAAUGAAUUGGGUAUAUUGGGAAACAGCAUAAAUUAUAAAUUGAUGAUAUUGUACCAUAAGCUAGGUAUAUCAUUGAAAAGAUGCAUACUUCCAGUUAAGGUUGAAAAUUGGUGGUAAUUAAUUCUUGAUAUAUGUGUGUUAUGUUGUGGCAAAUGUUCAUUUCAAGUGGCGAAAGUUUUUUGGUUCGUUCACUGGUAAUGUACAUAACUCUCAACAAUAAUGGCACCCUUACAGUUGAAUAUCAAUUUAUGCAAAUACGUAGGGGUCUACUUGGAUACUAAUAUGUAAGUGGAUAUUUUAUUUUCUUUUAUCAUGUAGCUAAGUGUUUGAGGAUAUUGAAUAUUUUAUCUAUUAAAUAUUGAGAAUUUCUCAAGAUAUCAGGUUAGCACUCUUUUGUUUAUAUAUAUUUGAAUUUUCUUGGAUAUAAAAAAGUAAUCAAUAUUCCUGUGAUCAUAUAUGGAGUCAAGUUAUGCACUGUAAAUACCGCAAGAGGGUGUUCAUUUAGAAUCUCUUUGGCAAUGCAAAAAUUUUGAGAUAGAUAAAAUUUAAAUGUUAACAUUAUAUUUCCCUUUUUUAAUUGUUAACUAGUUACAAUAAUGUAUACAGGCCAUGAUCAUUUAAGGCGAUUGGUCCUGUUAGCAUGUCUUGGUCGUAAUUGCACCUGACAAAGACAGUGAAGCCAAGAUCUGAAUGACUCUCGGCAGUAGAGAAUUUUAUCUUAUUAUAGGGUGCAAUUUUAUCUAUUCAUGUAUAAGAUCACUGAUGUGUUGCAUUCCUAUGCAUUUUCAAGUAAGUAAGUAGAAUAUUAGGAAAAUAUAAACAUUUAUAAUCACAUUAACCAGUUUGAUGAGCAUAGUGAUAUGUGGAAUUAUCAUUCAGUGUAUGAUGCUUUUCUUUUCUUUUUUUUCCAAGAAAGGUGUAUGUAUUUGAAUUAUAUAUGUAUCUCUCUUCUUUGAAUUUGAAUGAACAUAUUUGUGUUGAUGCUACUGGCAAAGAAUCGUUUUGAAAACGUACUAAAUACUCUUUGUGAGAGAACAAAGAGUGGACAUGGACGUGCUGCUGCCAUGUCGGUUGAAGCAGUCUAGAAAACUGCUUUUGUUAUGUUUGUUGUUUUUUUUUACUACUCAAAAAUAUGAUGGGUUUCUAUAUAUAUGAUAGUGUCGGUGUGUAGUGUUGGAAAAUAGGACCUGUUUCUUUUCUUCUUUAUUACUCGAUGGGAACGUGAGCCGAAGUUUUGAAAAAGAAAAUUGUGACUAAUGACAUGAAUCCAUUUCAACACUAUGGAAUGUUAAGAUGAUAAUUAGUAUCUAUUGGAAGUUGCCCCAGUUUUUGUAGCUCCUUGCAGUGAUGUACAGUUAAUGACUGGAAUAAACAAUAAACGGUUCAUUCAAAACUCA